This is a messenger RNA of Rubroshorea leprosula, 1030 nucleotides long. NCBI's taxonomy places the organism in Eukaryota, Viridiplantae, Streptophyta, Magnoliopsida, Malvales, Dipterocarpaceae. The record is from the annotation of a GenBank genome assembly.
ACCAACUCAAACUACGUUUAGCUGAUGAUCUAUUUUCACAAUCGAGCAUAUAUAGUUUGAUCCAAGUAUAUAUGGCUCUCCUUCAAUCUCCAUUCCCUCUCCUUUCUCUUUUAGUUACCCUCUCUUUGUUAAUUAACCCUAGUCACUGCUUCUACCGUAAGCUCCUCGAUGAGUCUAAUUGGUCUCCUGCUGGAGCAACGUGGUAUGGCAGUGCCAAUGGUGCUGGUAGUGAUGGUGGAGCUUGUGGGUAUGGAAGUGCUGUAGAGCAAGCUCCAUUCUCCGCAAUGGUUUCGGCCGGAGGUCCUUCUCUUUACAAAUCCGGUAAAGGAUGUGGAGCUUGUUAUCAGGUGAAAUGUACUAGUACUACCAAUGCUGCAUGCUCGGGAAAUCCUGUGACAGUAGUAAUUACCGACGAGUGCCCUGGUUGCGUCUCUGAAUCCGUUCACUUCGAUUUAAGUGGCACUGCUUUCGGAGCUAUGGCGAAUUCCGGCCAGGCUGAUCAACUCCGAAACGCCGGAACUUUUCAGAUUCAGUACAGAAAAGUUGAAUGCAACUAUCCCGGAAAGACGGUGACUUUCAGUGUCGAUUCUGGCUCCACCUCAAACUACUUCGCAACCCUAGUCGAGUAUGAGGACGGAGAUGGUGAACUCGGUUCGGUUGAACUGAAGCAGGCUCUCGACACUGACUCCUGGCAACCCAUGCAGCAAUCCUGGGGUGCAGUAUGGAAACUGGACUCCGGGUCGACUCUGCAAGCCCCGUUCUCCAUCAAACUGACCUCGCUCGAGUCCAGCAAGAACAUCAUAGCCAACGAAGUGAUUCCGGCUGGAUGGCAGCCGGGCAAAACCUACAGAUCAGUCGUCAACUUUUGAUGGCUAAUCAAAGAAAAUAGUGAAUAUUACAUCUCUAUCUGCUGUUUAAUAAUGGAGCAGAAAUCAACUUAAUAUAUAUAUAUAUAUAUAUGGAGUCCUUGAUGUGUCAUGUAUCUUCUAAGUUUGGUCAUUAAAAGGACCAAUGAAAUUAGUGUAUUACC